UUGCUGCCCUUCUUCAACAAUCUUCAGUCUACUCUCCACUCAUCUGGUUUCAACAGGGCCAGUGUAGCUGAAGUCAUGCAGGCAAUGCAGGUUUUCGUCAAGUACAACAUCAUAGACCUUGUCCUUAGCGAUGGAGUUGCAGAAAUGGCCCAGAUGCGUUCAGUUCAAGAGACACCACGACAUGACGGUGGUAAACAGCCUCCUGCUGUCAAUUUCCUUCUGGUGGAUGUGCUGAGGAGCGGAUCUGGGGCUGCAGCGAAUGGCAAAAACUUUGCAGAAACUGUAAUGAAAGAGCACCGCAUUUCCAAUGAGGCGAUCGAACUAGAGGUGGUGGAUGCAUUUUUCAUCACGUGUCUUAGUGACUUAAAGGCACAGUUCACGAUAAUUUUGGGUAAUCCAGAUUAUGGUGAAAAAUGGAAGACAAGAUCGAAACUAGUGAAGAAGAUUCCAGACACUAUUGUUGGUGCAGUGUUAGGCCCAAAAGCGAAAACACUGCAGGAAAUCCAGUUUUACAGCGGNUUUUCAGUUUGGCUGGGAAUGAAAAAAGUAUGCGUAUGUGCAAAUUGA
Haemonchus placei is the source of this 567-nucleotide messenger RNA. NCBI's taxonomy places the organism in Eukaryota, Metazoa, Nematoda, Chromadorea, Rhabditida, Trichostrongylidae. The record is from the annotation of a GenBank genome assembly.